AUGCAACUACAUCUUGAAAAACUCUUAUCUAUGAGCUCAUCUAAGCACUGUACACCAUGCUCAUCGUUGCGAACCGAUGCUAAUCUAUCUUGGUUAUUACCCAUGAUGGCCAGCAUAGAAUUCAAGCUCAUCAAGUCAUUUUUCAGCAGCUAUUUCCUGAGAUUGUUGGUCCAAUCUUCUCUCAUCACAUCAUUGUCUUCCCUCUUGUUUGAUACAAAACAUAUGAGCUCGCUGCGAAGCUUUCCAACUCAUCGGCUUCAAUUCCCCAACCUACUUCUGCUUGUACGCAUCAUUCUAUGCCUCAUUUUAAAUACCGAAGUUCUGUUCAAAUCUUCUUUGCUUCCCCAUCAAUUCAUGUGCUAUCUACGUGAUGAUGUACUUCCAUUGCUGAAUAAUCGAAAUUUUGCGGUCUCGUCGCACAUGCCGGAUGCCAGUGGAGGAAAAAAGCUUGAACAGAGAGGAGGACAUGUAGAAAGAGGAGGAGACAACGGUGAAAUCAAAAGCGGCAACUAA
Cylicocyclus nassatus is the source of this 513-nucleotide messenger RNA. The record is from the annotation of a GenBank genome assembly. Lineage: Eukaryota; Metazoa; Nematoda; Chromadorea; Rhabditida; Strongylidae.